ACUGAGAUCAAUCCGAGUGAGAGAUUACCCGGCGCUGUACUAGAGGCACGAGCACGGCUUGUGGAGCGAUUAAGAAAUGUCUCCCUUUCUGAAACCAGAAUGGUGGUAUUAUUCAGAUUGUUUUCGUUGCUUAUCAGGCAAACCCCUGCAACUGGUGCCAUCUCCUGGGAUGAGUUUAUCAGCACCAGUGACUUCAAUCUCAUGGACUCUGUAAACUGGGAAGCUGAGAAUCUAACCAACUUCACUGUCCAAGCACGCGGGACAUCAUCAUUCGAUGAAUUGCAGAAAAAGAAAUCUCCUGGACUCAGCUGGGACACUCUGUGCAGCUCAUGUCAAGAAGUUUACACUGAUGCAGUAGCCGCUGAUGGGGUUACACAAACCUCCUUGGAGUGUGGUAUUUGUCUAGAGAAGUUCAUGCUGGGGGACGAACUGAUUAAACUGCAAUGCGGUCACAGGUUUCAUCUCACUUGUUUGGAGCCAUGGGUUCGGAGUUCCGGUGAUUGCCCGUACUGCCGGGCCAGCAUUAUAUAUCAAUAAAACAGAAUGCAUGUUUCUAUAUCUGUAUUUUCUCUUGCAGUCUCUGUACAUAGUUUUGAACCUUCGACAAUCAGUGUAUCGUCUUGUUUGGUAAACCAUCUUAUUUACUGAUAAUGGAUCAGAGUAACUUGUUCUAAAAAUAGGUAUCAAUUACUUGAUGGUUGGAAUG
Dioscorea cayenensis subsp. rotundata (Guinea yam) is the source of this 706-nucleotide messenger RNA. Its product is annotated as probable E3 ubiquitin-protein ligase RHY1A. Lineage: Eukaryota; Viridiplantae; Streptophyta; Magnoliopsida; Dioscoreales; Dioscoreaceae. The annotation marks the transcript as partial. The transcript has 2 exons. The record is from RefSeq and is a predicted model, not a curated record.